Brassica napus (rape) is the source of this 1478-nucleotide messenger RNA. RefSeq lists its product as uncharacterized. The transcript has 3 exons. The record is from RefSeq and is a predicted model, not a curated record. NCBI's taxonomy places the organism in Eukaryota, Viridiplantae, Streptophyta, Magnoliopsida, Brassicales, Brassicaceae. Bases 496 to 1302 code for a protein of 268 amino acids.
AAAACUGGAAAGGAGACGUUGCAUUGCAUUGUUAACUUCUAUUUUGUCUUAUGUGAAAAUUAGAUAAGGAGGAAGUAAAAAAGGAUGUUUGACAGCUCUGUUUUAACUUCAGAGAAUCAUUGACGUCUUGGAUCCAUUAAUGAUCUUCUGUAAAAAGUUCGAAAUAAAGCGAGAGAGACGAGGUUGCCCUCAUUUCUCUAUUUUGUCGCACUGAAAAGAAAUUGAAGGACAGCUGUAGGCGGUAAAAAGAGAUGGAGGUGGACAGCUCUAUGCCUCUAUCGUACUCUCGGGUUCUUACCACGGUAAGCAAUUAUGUUAACAGUGGUUAAAAUGUAAAAAAGAGAGAGGUAACAUUAAGCAAGAGAAGACCAGUCAAAGAGCUUCCUACUUCGUUUAUACAGUUUGUGUACCAAACAACAAAAUCACAAUACAUUUUUACGCAACCGAGAGAGAAAAUACAGAGAAAGAAGAAGAAAAAGAAGAAGAAGAAGAGAGAUGGCUGCAUACAUUGACAUGUCGAGGGUUCCUUACAUCCCUGGGAGGUUGCACGCGACCAACCAUCCCUACCAGAGGUACGGUCCAAAGGGUUUCAUGGAAAUCAAGGUCCUUCCCAACGACGACCUCUACGUCCGCGUCGACUUGCCCGGUGUUCCAGACGACGCGAUUCGCUACAGAGUCGACGCCGUGAGACAAAAGGUUGUCUUUUUCUCCGGCGAAGAAACCCUCGGCGACGGCGACAAGGCUGGCGACGUUCGUGAGUACUCUGGAACCGCCGGUCUUGGCUGUGACUGCUGCGUGAUCACCGGCGUGGAUGCCAAGAUGAAAGAUGGAGUCUUGAGGAUGAUUCUCUCAAGGGUCAAGGUGAAGGACCAUGACAACAAGUGUUCUCACUUUCUGCCUCCUAACACAGGCAAAUCUGGAAGAUACGAUUUAAGUGAAUCUCUAUCUCCAUAUAACAUGGUUGAAGUGGAGGAUCAUCCGUUUGUGUUGAAAGGUCGCAAGAGCGUACUCGCUACAAAAGGAUCGUCUGAUGGAUGUCAUCACUUUUCAGUGGAUCUGCCAGGUGUAUGUAGUGACGACAUGUUCGUGCUUCCUAACGAGAACGAGAUCAAGUUCUAUGGUGAGAACAAGGAGGUGUAUGAGCAUGACGAGAGUUGCCGUAUUUUCCUUGGAGCCAUCAGCAAGCUUGCAUUUUGUUCCGAUGGGACUCCAGUUUUGAGCCACGACAUCGCUUGGGACGCAGAGUUUGGUGUUCUCAAAGUGCGUGUUUCACCUCCUCCUCCCAACAACAACAAUGAGUAAUCAUCGUCACUCUUUAACAUAUCUCUCUAUCUACGUACGUUUUUCUUUUCACUGUUUUAGUAUUUUGGGAGACCUUAAUUAUGAUUGAAGUUUUAGUUAUGUGUGUGUACUGCUUUUGUGUUUCUUAUGGAAUCUUGUGACUGGUUCAUUGCUUUCACAAUGUCUUUUUUUUUUCC